AUGAGAAAUAGUUUAAAGCUAAAUUGUUUAUUUGCAGAAAAGGCCCUGAAAUUUUCGACAUUUAGUUAUUACACCCCAAUUCUAGUUCGGCGUCUACGAGAAUCACAAGACUUGAGUUCCGUGAUCUCCAACCAUUCCAAGAUCCUCAAGCGCGCGGCCUUUAACGUCUUGACGGGCAACCACUUGAUCAACGCGUACCUGAGAUGCGGGAACCUCGGCCAUGCACAGAAGGUGUUCGACGAAAUGUCGGAAAGAAACGUGGUGUCUUGGACUUCAUUGAUGGCUGGUUAUAUCGAUGGUGAUCGGCCGGAGCUUGCUCUUAGCCACUUCCGUGACAUGUUUGCGUGCAGUGUUUGGCCUAAUUCCUUCACUUUCGCGACUGCCAUAAAUGCCUGCGCGCACCUCGCUGAUUUGAGACGUGGCCAGGAAAUCCAUGCUCGUGUUGAGGCACUAGGCCUCCAUCUUGAUCUCGUUGUAGCUACUUCCUUGAUUGGUAUGUAUGGCAAGACGACAGACAUUGGGAAUGCUCGCCGGGUGUUUGAUAAAAUGACUAAUAAGAACAUUAUUACUUGGUGUUCCAUGGUUUCGGCAUACGCGCAGAACGCGUGUGGCUACAAUGCGCUCGCUCUUUUUGGCGAGUUCCUCAGACUAGAUAUGCGGCCAAGCCAUUUCAUGCUAUCCAGUUUGGUCAAUGCCUGUGCGAGCAUUGGGAGACUGAGCUCAGGGAGAUCAAUACAUGCAUUGGUUGUCCGGCAUGAUCACGAAGGGAACGAAGUCAUCGCCGGAGCUCUCAUCGACAUGUACUCAAAAUGUGGCUGCAUUGAUUACUCCAACAAGGUUUUCCAUCGUAUCCAGCAGCCGUCUCUGGUUCCAUACACGUCAAUGAUCGUGGCAGCGGCGAAGUACGGGCAAGCUAAAGUAUCUCUCAACCUAUUUGAUCAAAUGCUUGACCGAGGCAUUAGGCCCAACAGUGUGACCCUACUUGGAGUUCUCCAUGCUUGCACCCAUUCCGGCCUUGUAUCAACUGGUCUCACGUACUUGAAAUCCAUGCAUAAAGAUCAUGGCAUUGCACCUAACGUGAAGCAUUACACCUGCGCUGUUGAUAUGCUGGGGCGUGCUGGCCGGCUGGAUGAAGCCUGUGAGCUGUCAAAGGAGUUCCAAGCAGAAGGGGAGGACGUAUUGCUGCUAUGGAGCACAUUGUUAUCUGCCAGCAGGAUUCACAAGAGGCUGGACAUUGUGCUCGAGGCUGAGCAGAGGUUGGUGGGGUUCGACCGGGACGUGGCAGGAGCUUAUGUUGCAAUGUCAAACACCUAUGCAUCGGCUGGGGAGUGGAGCAAUGCAGUUAAGGUUCGAACAGAGAUGAGCCGGAGAGGUAUCCGAAAGGACCCUGGUUGUAGCUGGAUUGAGAUCAAGGACAUGGUUUAUGUGUUCUAUGCUGGAGAAGUGACCCAGUGUGCUCGAAGGACUGAGGUUGUGAAGCUGUUAAGGGAAUUGGAGGUGAGGAUGGAGGAGAGGGGGUAUGUAAAUGUCAACAGGAAUUUCAAGAUGGAGUUUGAUGAAACAGAGUUGGGGAUGGAGGACAUGUUGGGGAUUCACAGUGAGAGGCUGGCACUGGGUUUUGGCCUGAUUAGUAUUCCAAAAGGGAUGACUAUCAGGGUAAUGAAGAACCUGAGGAUGUGCAGGGAUUGCCAUGACAGGUUCAAGAUGAUCAGUGAUAUUGUUGGCAGGGAUUUUGUGGUGAGGGACCUCAACAGGUUCCACCAUUUCACGGCUGGGGUGUGUGCCUGUGGAGAUUAUUGGUGAUGAGAUGCCACUCUAAAUGUACGACUAAUAUAAUACUCUGUGUUCAUAGGAUUUUCAACAAGUUCACACGGGAGAAAAUGAAAUAGUUACCAAAACAAUGUUUUGAGUAUUUUUGGAGUAAUGUCUGAUUUACAUGCCAUAAAAUUUCGGCUGGUAUGUAUCAAAAAAAAAUUAAAAAGAACAAUUUACCAUGGACCAUUUACUUGGUUCAGACAAACACAAGAAAGGGUACUCUUUGUGUGAUUCUUCUGUGUUUGAAGGAUGUGCAUUCAAGCAGUGCACAUUCAAGGAAGAAAGAUAGUCAUGGCAGG
This is a messenger RNA of Dioscorea cayenensis subsp. rotundata (Guinea yam), 2114 nucleotides long. RefSeq names its product pentatricopeptide repeat-containing protein At4g15720. Gene Ontology annotation, biological process: RNA modification. The transcript has a single exon. Lineage: Eukaryota; Viridiplantae; Streptophyta; Magnoliopsida; Dioscoreales; Dioscoreaceae. The record is from RefSeq and is a predicted model, not a curated record. The coding region runs from base 1 to 1803 and encodes 600 amino acids. Gene Ontology annotation, molecular function: zinc ion binding; protein binding; RNA binding.